Molecule: messenger RNA, 1686 nt
Organism: Cutaneotrichosporon oleaginosum
Lineage: Eukaryota; Fungi; Basidiomycota; Tremellomycetes; Trichosporonales; Trichosporonaceae
Source: RefSeq, a predicted model, not a curated record
CGGUACAUCGACACGCUGCCGUCGCACGAACGUGGGCAACACUAGAGCGAUGUAGACCGAUGGCGACCGAGAACCUCUCCGCGUCUCGCCUCUCCUCCCUCUCUCUAUUCGCCAGCCAGUGCCGACAUCUCUGCCGAAGAACCACCUCGCUGCGCACCGCUCAACUCCGCCUCCGACACAUGCAAGACGUCAGGUGCGCCAUUACAACGCCCACAUUCCAUUGCCAUUCAUGCCGCACACCGUACGUAGCCUGUACCGGCCAAUACACGUUUAGCACUCGGUGCAGCCCGCUUAUCAGGGCCAUCGGCAAGGUGCACAUGACGAACGGUUGGUUGCGAGGCCAUAAAUCCCGACACGGCCCAGGUCCCUCCAGUCCUGCGUCUCCUAGUUCCUCCAGUCUGCUCCCUCCCACGACGACCGACCACGACAAUGACCCACCACUCAUCCCCCUCCGCGCACUCUGCACACUCCGCACACUCCGCACACUCCGCUCACUCUGCGCACUCGGGGCACUCCUCGGGGCCAAUAACACCCCCACCAUCGCCGCCGCAAGAGAGACACCGCAUCGAGCAUCCCACGCCCAGAUCGCACCACACAAAGUGCGGGCCGAUCAGCACGCUCGACCCCCUGCCGGAAAACCCCAACUCGCCCGACAGGCCGCACAGAGGCUCGCACGGCCCGAUCCUCGACGACGUGCGGCGCGACAUUCUCCCGUUGAGCCCCGUCUCGCCGACGAUGGACGCGGUGGGCGCUGCGCAGCCACUGCAUCCCCGCCCCGCGCAGCAUUCCACCCACCAUGCGCCCAAUCACUCCCGCCAAACGAGCGGCGCCGAGCAGUGGGCCAGCGAAGGCCCGCACGACGUGAGACGUUCGCCGAUCCUGGAAGAGCUUGAGCCGCCGGAACGCAUUCCCCUCGUCCACGAGGAUAGCCAGGACACGAUCCGGGUGAAGAACAAGCAGCGGCCGCCGCUCGACCACCACCAGCAACCGCCACCGGAGCACCACUUGCACCUCCACCGCCCGCAUCUGCAGCACGACGACAGCGGAGAGACGAUCCGGCGCGUGUCCAGCAGAGACAGUGCACAUGUGCAGCACGACGACCGCGAGCCGAUCGGGCGGAGCGCCCGCGAGGCCCACGACGACCGCGACCUCCUGCAUCCCCCACAGCAGCACCACCACCGGAGAAAGCGGGGACAUUCGCAGCCACGCCCACCGCCGCGCCGGUUGAGCACGGGAUUCGUGUCCGCUGAGGACGGCGAGCGCGCAAAGACGUUCAACGUCCCGCAAGUCGUGCAGCACCUGCGCGAAGUGCAGGCCGUGGACGUUGCGCUCGUCAGCUCGAUCGCGGCGCUCGACACCAAAGUCGACCGCCUGCUGCGGCAUUUUGGCAUCGACGCCGGCGCGGUCGGCAUCCACGGCAAGCUGGACGCGCUGAUGGCCGCGGUGGGCGUCGACGAGAAGGGCAAGUGAGCAGUGAGUCUGUCGGGACCAGAAGACGGCGGAAGAAGAAUGGCAAGCGAGGAUGAGGGAAGGACAGAAGGCUGACUGGAGCAGAUCGUGGCGGCGCACAUACCUUCUGUCGAGGCAUUGUCUGCAGAGCUUGCAUCUCCAUUGCCACUCCCCCCUCCAGUCCAUAUAUCUCAUCUCCAUCUCCCCAUCUCCCCAUCACCAUGUCUUCCAAAGUAC